Messenger RNA from Colletes gigas, 9295 nucleotides. It is a transcript of the gene Cac, whose product is annotated as voltage-dependent calcium channel type A subunit alpha-1. Gene Ontology annotation, biological process: chemical synaptic transmission; calcium ion import across plasma membrane. Gene Ontology annotation, molecular function: high voltage-gated calcium channel activity; calcium ion binding. The transcript is spliced from 34 exons. The record is from RefSeq and is a predicted model, not a curated record. The coding region runs from base 1 to 6567 and encodes 2188 amino acids. NCBI's taxonomy places the organism in Eukaryota, Metazoa, Arthropoda, Insecta, Hymenoptera, Colletidae. Gene Ontology annotation, cellular component: voltage-gated calcium channel complex; membrane.
AUGUUGGGCGGCGUGGGAGGCCGGCACAUGUCUACGCGCCGGCGGGUCAGUAGCCCGUUGGUGCGUGGAGGUGUGGGCCUCGCUGGAUAUGCUGGACAAGGUGCUUCCGGGAAUUCCAACGAUGCUGCCGCGUUACCACCGGAUGUACAGAAAUACGCUGCAAGAAGGCGCGGGGCGGUUACCACUAGCGAUCACAAGAGCUGCGCCCUCGUACAGACUCGUAUCAAGCUCGGAGAUAUCAUGUUGGCAGCGCAAGAGGCGGCACAAAGGGACCCUGGAUACGCGAGUCAGUACAGGAGAAGGCCGAGGUGGGCCGGACUGAGUGGUCUCGGUGACUGGACUAGCUUUGGAGGGGAGGUACCUGGUCUGGUGGACAUGGCGCCAGGCCGGGAUCAGGGCGGAGGGGCGGGUGGCGGUGGGGGAGGCGGCAAGGGCACCACGUCGUUGUUCAUCCUGUCGGAGGAUAACUGCAUCAGGAAGCAUACCCGCUUCAUAAUCGAGUGGCCGCCCUUCGAGUACGCCGUCCUGCUCACCAUCAUCGCUAAUUGCGUGGUCCUCGCCCUCGAGGAGCACCUGCCGAAGCAGGACAAGACCAUACUCGCACAGAAGCUCGAGGCCACGGAAAUCUACUUCCUCGGGAUCUUCUGCGUCGAGGCGAGCCUCAAGAUCCUCGCCCUUGGCUUCGUCCUCCACCGUGGCUCCUAUUUGCGCAACAUCUGGAACAUCAUGGAUUUCUUCGUCGUGGUGACCGGGUUCAUCACGGCGUUCUCGCAAGGCAUAGAACUGGAUAUGGAUCUGCGCACGUUGCGUGCGAUACGCGUGUUGCGACCGCUCAAACUUGUCUCCGGCAUACCGAGUCUCCAGGUGGUGCUCAAGUCUAUUAUCAAGGCGAUGGCCCCGCUUCUGCAGAUCGGCCUGCUGGUACUUUUCGCCAUCGUGAUAUUCGCCAUCAUCGGCCUCGAGUUUUAUUCGGGAACCCUGCACAAAACGUGUUACAGCAUCAGGGAUAUCAAUUCUAUCAUCAAGGAGGGCGAACAGCCGAGCCCGUGCAACACGGACAACAAAUCCGAGGCGCCGUUCGGGGCCCACGUGUGCGACGCGAACGUCUCGACGUGCAUGGAUCACUGGGUGGGACCAAACUUCGGCAUCACCAGCUUCGACAACAUCGGAUUCGCCAUGCUCACUGUCUUCCAGUGCAUCACUAUGGAGGGCUGGACUGCCAUAUUGUACUGGACAAACGACGCUCUUGGCAGCACGUACAACUGGAUUUACUUUAUACCAUUGAUCGUCCUCGGCUCAUUCUUCAUGCUGAACUUAGUUCUCGGUGUCCUGAGCGGAGAGUUUGCGAAGGAGAGAGAGAAGGUGGAGAACCGGCAGUCCUUCCUGAAAUUGCGAAGACAGCAGCAGCUCGAGCGUGAACUGAACUGUUACCUGAAUUGGAUCUGCAAAGCAGAGGAGGUAAUACUCGCCGAAGAGAGGACCACGGAAGAGGAGAAGAUGCACAUAUUAGAAGUAAGGAGAAGAGCUGCGGCGAAAAAGAAGAAGCUGAAGAAUCUCGGGAAAAGCAAGAGCACGGAUACGGAGGAAGAGGAGGGCGACGACGACCAGGACGAUGGUUUCACGAGAUCUUCCUAUUUCAAGUCGAGGGUGAAGGGCCAGGGGACUUGCGUGGAAUUCUGGCGGGCCGAGAAGAGGUUCAGGUUCUGGAUAAGGAACUCCGUCAAGUCGCAAAAGUUCUACUGGUUCGUCAUCAUCCUUGUGUUCUUCAACACCGUCUGCGUCGCCGUCGAGCACUACGACCAGCCGCAAUGGCUCACCGACUUCCUCUACUUCGCGGAGUUCGUGUUCCUGGCUCUGUUCAUGCUGGAGAUGUUUAUAAAGAUGUACGCGCUCGGUCCUCGCACAUACUUCGAGUCGAGCUUCAAUCGUUUCGACUGCGUAGUCAUCUCGGGAUCGAUCUUCGAAGUGAUCUGGUCCGAGGUGAAGUCCGGCUCUUUCGGCCUCUCCGUCCUACGUGCCCUUAGACUCCUGCGAAUUUUUAAGGUCACCAAAUACUGGAAGAGCCUAAGGAACCUCGUAAUAUCGCUGCUCAGCUCGAUGCGUAGCAUCAUUUCCCUGCUCUUCCUGCUCUUCCUCUUCAUUCUCAUAUUCGCGCUGCUCGGCAUGCAGCUGUUCGGCGGUCAGUUCAACUUCGACUACGGCACGCCGCCCACCAACUUCAACACCUUUCCCAUCGCGCUGCUCACUGUCUUCCAAAUCCUGACCGGAGAAGACUGGAACGAAGUGAUGUACCAGGGUAUCGAGUCGCAAGGCGGUCACAGGAGGGGCAUGGUCUACUCGCUCUACUUCAUCGUGCUGGUGCUCUUCGGCAACUACACGCUGCUGAACGUGUUCUUGGCUAUCGCCGUCGACAAUCUGGCAAACGCACAGGAGCUGAGCGCCGCCGAGGACGAGGAGAAGGUCGAGGACAAGGAGAAGCAGGCGCAGGAGCUCGAGAAGGAGAUCGAGUCGCUGCAGAAGCCCAAAGACGGUAGCGCGCCCAAGGUGGAGAUCUGCCCUCCAAGUCCGAGCCAGAAUUUCAAAGACGGAAAAGGUGGGAAGCAGGCAUCCGAAGAGAAAAAGCAGGAUGAAGACGACGACACGGGACCAAAACCAAUGCUGCCAUACUCCUCCAUGUUUAUACUGUCCUCUACGAAUCCCAUAAGAAGAGGCGCCCAUUGGGUCGUCAACCUGAGGUACUUCGACUUCUUCAUAAUGGUGGUGAUAUCGUUGUCGAGUAUCGCGUUGGCCGCCGAAGAUCCCGUAUGGGAGGACUCGCCGAGGAACGAAGUGCUGAAUUACUUCGAUUACGCGUUCACCGGUGUCUUCACCGUCGAGAUGAUACUGAAGAUCAUCGAUCUCGGCAUCAUAUUUCACGAGGGCUCGUACCUGCGCGAGUUCUGGAACGUUAUGGACGCGGUGGUCGUGAUAUGCGCCGCGGUAUCGUUCGCGUUCGACAUGACCGGCAGCUCGGCCGGUCAGAAUCUCUCGACGAUCAAGUCGCUGAGGGUGCUCCGCGUGCUCAGGCCGUUAAAGACGAUUAAAAGGGUGCCCAAGCUGAAGGCGGUCUUCGACUGCGUGGUGAACAGUCUCAAAAACGUCAUUAACAUUCUCAUAGUGUAUAUAUUGUUCCAAUUCAUAUUCGCUGUGAUCGCGGUGCAACUGUUCAACGGCAAGUUCUUCUACUGCACCGACGAGAGCAAGUAUACGGAAGAGGAUUGCCAGGGUCAAUAUUUCGUGUUCGAGGACGGCGCCAUGCUGCCGGAACUGAAGAAACGCGAGUGGCAGCCGCAGAGUUUUCACUACGACAACGUGAUGGCCGCGAUGCUGACGCUGUUCGCGGUGCAGACGGGCGAGGGAUGGCCGCAGAUACUUCAGAACUCGAUGGCGGCCACGUACGAGGACAAGGGCCCCAUACAGAAUUUUCGUAUAGAGAUGUCCAUUUUCUACAUCGUCUACUUCAUCGUCUUUCCAUUCUUCUUCGUCAACAUCUUCGUGGCCUUGAUCAUCAUCACUUUCCAGGAGCAGGGAGAGGCCGAACUGCAGGACGGCGAAAUCGACAAGAAUCAGAAAUCGUGUAUAGACUUCACGAUACAAGCUCGACCCCUGGAGAGGUACAUGCCGAAGGAGCGGAACAGCGUAAAGUACAAAAUCUGGAGGAUAGUGGUAUCGACGCCAUUCGAAUAUUUUAUCAUGAUUCUCAUCGUAUUAAACACAUUACUCCUCAUGAUGAAGUUCCAUCGGCAAAGCGACGCGUACAAGAACACGCUGAAGUACAUGAACAUGUGCUUCACGGGGAUGUUCACCGUCGAGUGCAUACUGAAGAUCGCCGCUUUCGGCGUGAGGUAUCACGAGGCGCCGCCAAUUCUAUUGGACACCUUGACCGUCGUGAACUUGGUCGUCACCCUCCUUUUCCUCAUUGAGUGCAUCCUUAAACUCGUCGCCUUCGGAUGCAAGAACUUCUUCAAGGACGCCUGGAACACGUUCGACUUCAUCACGGUGAUCGGCAGCAUCGUGGACGCCCUGGUGAUCGAGUUCGGGGAGAACUUCAUCAACGUCGGUUUCUUAAGGCUGUUCCGUGCCGCCAGGCUGAUCAAACUGCUCAGGCAGGGGUACACGAUACGAAUUUUGCUCUGGACCUUUGUACAAUCCUUCAAAGCUCUGCCUUACGUUUGUCUCCUCAUCGCGAUGCUGUUCUUCAUCUACGCGAUCAUCGGUAUGCAGAUAUUCGGUAACAUCGCGCUGGACCCCGAGACUUCUAUUACCAAGCACAACAAUUUUCAAAGCUUCAUUCAAGGUCUGAUGUUGCUUUUUCGGUGCGCGACCGGCGAGGCUUGGCCGAACAUCAUGUUGUCCUGCAUCAAGGGCCGUGUGUGCGACGUGAAGGCCAGCAAACAGGAAACGGACGGAUGCGGUUCCAACAUGGCGUACGCGUACUUCGUCUCGUUCAUCUUCUUCUGUUCGUUCCUCAUGCUGAACCUGUUCGUCGCCGUCAUCAUGGACAACUUCGACUACCUGACCAGGGACUCGUCGAUCCUCGGUGCCCAUCACCUGGACGAGUUCGUUCGGAUCUGGGCGGAAUACGAUCCGAACGCCACCGGCAAGAUCCACUACACCGAGAUGUACGACAUGCUCAAGAACAUGGAUCCGCCGUUGGGGUUUGGCAACAAGUGCCCGAACCGGCUCGCCUACAAGAAGCUCAUCCGGAUGAACAUGCCGGUGGACGUGGACGGGAAGGUCAACUUCACCACCACUUUGUUCGCCCUGAUCCGCGAGAAUCUUAGCAUCAAGAUGAGAUGCGCCGACGAGAUGAACCAAGCGAACGAGGAACUGAGAGACACGAUCAGAAGUAUCUGGCCCCUACAGGCGAAAAAGAUGUUGGACCUUUUGAUACCUAGGAACGAAGAAUUAAGCAGAGAUAAGCUGACCGUUGGUAAGAUAUACGUCUGCCUUCUGAUACUCGAAAGUUGGAGGACGACUAGGUUUGGUCAGAUAGAAUCGACCGGACAGAACGAUAACGAUCUUAUCGAUAACGAUAAUGCUGGGCAAAGUCCUGCAGCCCAGGCGCAAUCGGCCUUCCUCAACUGCAUACUGGACGUGACGGCUGUUAAUCACACCGGAAAUAAUCACGGGACCGGAAGUAGGGCGAACAGCCUCGAGCCGGUGAUACGACCGACGUCGGAAACGAAGAUCGAUCAACAGAGGGAGCUCAGGGAGGAAGACGAUGGGGCCCUCGGGGUCCUCGGAGCCGGCGAGCACAGACGACUCCGUAGCAUCAGAAAUAAAAAGGUGAACUGGAAGAUGUCCCACCAGUACGAUAUACUAGGCAGCAGCGGAGAGAGUAGCCAGGGAGGGGGUGGGUCUGGGGUUGUACCCGUAGUUAAUGACGAGGAUCGCGCCCCCGAGCUAGAGCCAUUGCUGGCUGAGGUGCCCUCCCAGCAGGAUCAAAACUACUACUACUACCACCAUCACCAUCACGACCAAUACUACGAUACCGACAAAGAUCUAUACUAUGACCGUCACCACCACCACCACCACCACCAUCACCAUCACCAUCAUCAUCAUGCUCACCGACCACCCUCGUACUAUCAACACCAGAAUACCUACGCACCUCGCUCCUCGAUCCGUUACCACAAGAUGGAGCCUCAGGACGUCGUAGUUAGCGACUCGCGAGCCGGUAGUCUCGAGAGUCUCACCCACGCCGGCGAGAGACUUCAUCCGCCUGCCCAUCCAAUCAGACAUCCCUCGCGUUCACCGAGUCUAAGAAGACACUCGCCAGUCGUGCACGGAUCGCAAUCACCGAGGCGAACUAGGUACGAUCAUCACGGUCAUUAUUACCACGACGGACCAGGGUUUAGCGACACGGUUAGCAACGUCGUCGAGAUUCAGAGACACACGCAUCAUCCCCAUUCGUCACAGUACAAUCAUCGGCACAGGUUGCGAGACUAUUACGACCACUGCGACUAUUACGACGAUGGUCCGUGGAGCGCGUCGACGAGUCCCGCCAGGACGCCGAGUCCUAUACAUCAGAUCGAGCGAGGUCGUCACUACGGGACGACCAGUCUGGAGCAACGAUCGAGAAGCCCGAGCCCGAUAGGGGGUCGUCAGCCAGCCCACACGCACCAGCAUUAUCAUCGACAUCACCCCCAUCAGCAUAGCUACCCGGUGUUGGUGACGAGGAGGGGCCAAGGUCGUCGACUGCCGCCUACGCCGAACAAACCGUCUACCCUGCAGCUGAAACCGGCGAACAUCAACUUCCCCAAGUUGAACGCCUCGCCGACUCACGGACCUCACGUGCCCGGGGCCCACGUGCCGCUCCCGGCUGGCAUACAGCACCCACCGGUGGGCCACGUGCCCGGUAUGCAACCCAGCCACUGUCCGCUGAGCUUCGAGCAAGCGGUGGCUAUGGGUCGCGGUGGCCGUCUGUUGCCCAGCCCAGUGCCCAACGGCUACAAGCCGCAGCCGCAGGCCAAGCAGAGGACACCCAGGUCGAGACACUCAGACAGCGACGACGAAGACUGGUGCUAGCCAAAGUGGGACCCUGGACGGUGGUCCGGUGACGUGGACGCCCCCAGGCGUCUUUGGGUUUGCGCGUGAAUCUUCCGCAACGGGAGGCGCAUAAAUCGUAGCCGCGAUAUUCGGGAGCGGUGGAAAAAACGGAUCGACGGGUACACGCUGCUUGGUCGGUGUCGAUCGAUCGACGGUCCCGGCCCCCGGGGGGUGUAGUCUCGAGGUCCGCGAGUCGGACGAGAGGUGUACGCGACUGGGAUGAUCGACGGAGAUGAGGUGAUGGACGCCGGUUGCACCUCGGGGACACACCGAGCGAUCGAGAUUCGUGAGACGAAUUCUCGUGACCGAGACCAGAGUCAGAGUCAGAGAAAGGAUGAGAAACGAAACUAGGCGACCGAAACGAGAGCAAACAUCGGAUGAUCGUUACAGGGACAAACGAAACAAAGAACACACACACACGCGAACGAAUCGUCCAGGCAACAUCGAAGCAGACUUGUUGUGCCGCGAUACGGACGAUCGUCGAUCGAACGAACGUUAAACGGAAAACCCGGAGCGUUCCGCUAAAGGGACGCUGCCGUAAACUUGAACUUUCUCUAUUUUCACGCGAAACUUUCUUUCGUCUCGAACUUCGAUAAACCUUCCUUCGCUGUGCUUUUUAAAUAUCGACGGACCGAGCCGAGGAGGAUCCACUUUUUAUACGAUUAUACCGAGGGAAACGCUCUUGGAACGGAUCCCUUUUCGCGCGAAACCACCAACUUUUUCAUGUCGAGAGACGUUCGUCGCGCGGAGACCACCAGGAAAACACGUCGACGACGCGGGGAAGCCAUCACGGCCGGAGGAACGGGGUCUCUUCUUGGUUUAUUUCGGAGCUGAGCUAUUCGUCAGAGAGGUUCUCGGACGCGCGCAGACGGGACUGGCCAACCGGACAAAUAAAACGAGUCUUCUCUGACGAAUUUACGGGAGAGUCCGCCGAUCACGGCGUCGAGGUUCUCCAGGCUCCGUGGAAAAUGAUGUCGACGAAGCCACGGGGAACAAGAGUACGCGAGACGUUUCUCUUCUCGAUUACGAACGGGAACCGCGGCUACGGGACACCCGUCCCUUCUCGAACGUUCGCGGAUCCGUAGACGCGGUUCCCCAAAAAACGGUGCAAACGUUCUUUCUAGACUUCUUUCUUUCGCGGAUGAUCGGUUACGCGUUCGGCCCCCCUCCCACCUAUACAGGACGGAUUACCUUGGUAAUCGGUCGCUUUGUAAAAAAUCGUAUUCGAAGCUGCGAGCAUCCCGAUAUCUCCUGUGCGCGCUGAACGAUACAUCGAACUAAAUACGUAGGAAUUUUUACUAAACCGAUUCUCUUGUAUCGCAACAAGUAUUCGUUGGUCGCGACUGCUGGAACCGCUUGUCGUGGUCCCGACGACCCUCCGCAAGGGAUGUAUUUAGGCGUGCGUCUCGAAUACACACACACACAUACACACACAAACGCGCAUACACGAAGAAGCCAGUGAACGAUUAUUUUGUUCGCGAACGAAGGAAAGAAAGCAAGGGUUGCAUCAAGAGGAACCGAUCGCGGUAUCGUUGUUCCGUAUUCUCGCAGCUCCGUGGCGUACGGAGAUUAGAAAAAUCGAAAGAACGGAAGAGAGAGAGAGGGGAACGAACAGUGGGAAAAAGUGGGUGCAGACGCGCGACGAAACGGAAACGGAAACGGAAACGGAGACGGCGAAGAGGGCCACGAAGUUCUACGUUCUUGUGAAACAAUAAAAGAGAUAUUAAACGAAUCGAUAAACGGAAACGAGAAACGAAAGGAAACGGAGCGGAAGAAGAUAAUUCACGAGCACUUGUAAAUUACCUCAUAAUUUUGAAUUAAAAAUUUACCAUCACUGCUACUAUACCGUUACUAUCACACCUACGAGAAAGAACUAUUCCACUACUAAUUAUUACCGCUACUACUAAUAACUACGGCUACUACUAUUAAUUACUAAAUACUACCACUAUUACCGCUAUUACUAUUACUACUACAAUUUACUAUCACUACUUACUACCGCCAUCGAUACUACCGCUACACUACUAUUACUACUAUUUACUACCGCAACUACUACUACCAUCGUAAACUACUAAUUACCACCACCAAAAACAACACCACCAAAACACCAACCUCUACUAUCGCUGCUGCUGCUACUGUUACUACUAUCACUACUACUACUGUUACUAUUACUACCGCUGCAACUACUACUAAACUACAAAACUACUAUUACUACGAUUACUGUUACUAAUAGUAUUAUUAUUACUACUUUUACUAACGCUACGAUUACCGAAACGUUUUAUUAAAAAUUACAAAACCAUUGCUACUACUGUUGUUACUACCACUAUAAUUGUACGGUUAAGGUGUACGCGAAUCACUCGUCGGAACGAACAUGGAGAGGCGUGGAUCGAUCGUACGUACACACGCGCGCGCGCACACACACUCACACACACACACACCACACACAGGACAAACAUAUACGAUAAAAGAAACCGAAUUUCGAACUCGCGGUGCGUUUAAAAUUAAAAAUGAAAAAAAAAAAAAACAGACGUCUGGUUAUUAUAUAGAGCGCGCGCGCGCGUAAGUCGAGAAGGGUUUGCGUGAUUCUAGAGAGGACGAGGGAUUCGAUGAAAGAAAAAACACAUGUAACAUACUGCCAAUCGUACGGGGGUGUUUUAAGCGAAACACACACGAGAUACAUAAAUCUGUACAUAUUUACAUAUAUGAAGAA